Molecule: messenger RNA, 1093 nt
Organism: Pseudophryne corroboree (corroboree frog)
Lineage: Eukaryota; Metazoa; Chordata; Amphibia; Anura; Myobatrachidae
Exons: 2
Coding region: 114-794 (226 amino acids)
Source: RefSeq, a predicted model, not a curated record
UCCAGAAUCUGAGGACAGUAUUUCUUAAGGAGCACAGGAAAUACAAAGAUUCCCAACGUUCAGGAGCGGGGUCAGAUCAAGUCAAGAAGCCAACAUUAUGGUAUUAUGACUUGAUGAAGUUCGUAUUGGAUGAGGAGCCUUCGAGGACAGCGCGGAGCACGGAGGAGCCGAACACGCCUGAGAUGUUCGAGCCUGAGGAAGAGGAGAGUGUGGAUCCGCUGUCUUCGAGGGAGCUGGACGUGGAACCUGCAGUGGAUGAGCCGGCAGACCAAGCCACUGUAAGGCCGGAGCUGGAGGAGAGUGAGGCGGCGAUGGGAACGCCCCAGCUUCCGGCUAGAAAGAGACGCCGGCCAGCUAUCCCUGGAAGAUCUGUCUCGUCCAGCAGGUCAGAUACAAUUCUGAGGCAGGCAGAGGAGGUCCUAAAAAACAGACCGGAUAGAUUUGAAGCUAUUGGAGACCAUUUAGCCUGUGAGUUGCGGGAGAUGAACCCCACUCAGCAAAAAUACGCCCAGCGUCUGGUAUAUGCCAUUAUAUCACAUGGCCAGGAUGAUGAAUUGACCAACCACAGUGGCGUUGUGUUAGAUACCAGACAGGUGCCUAGUACAUCUUAUGCCCCUCCCCCAACUCACCCUCCCAUGUAUUCUGCGCCGGUAAUUCCUCCUCAACAAUACCCCACAUAUCCUGCUCCGGGUUACCAAAUGCCACAAUCCCCCUUCCCUGGCACCUCUUCAGGUGGAGUGUUCACCACUCUGUUGAGUGCACACUCCACUGUUCAAGGCGACCUAAAUUUUUAAUCAAAAUGUUUUUGAAUUUUUGAAUUUGCGUUUAGGUUUGCUGUCUUCAGAUUUGUAUUUGACCUUCCUCAUCCAAUAUGUUUUUUCUUGAAGUCAAUUGUACCAUAAUGUUGGUUUUCUACACUUCAUUUGACACUGUAAUAGAACGUUGGGAAUGCUUUUAUUUCAUGUGCACUUUUGAAAUACUGUCCUCAGAUUCUUUUACUUCUACUUCAUCCCCAGUUAUGUUGGCACCACUGUUUUUGCUGCACUGUAUCUGGCUAAUUGUUGGAAUGCCUGAUGCCUCUAUUGGUGUAAUC